AUGGGUUUGGCUGAUUCAGAGACUCCCCCUACAAGCAACAAUGCUUCUGACCUGCAAUGUGUGCUCAAAGACCUAGAAGAGUAUGAAUUUGUCGUUGGUGUGGCGGAAGACAGGAACAGACGAUGCAGACGAACAAUGGAGGACACCCAUGCUUUUAUUUACAACUAUGAGGGUAUAACCGGACAUGGCUUCUUUGCCAUCUUUGAUGGACAUGCAGGAAAAGCAGCAGCGGACUGGUGUGGCCAGCACUUCCAUGAGGUCUUUGGUCGUAUUUUAGAAGAAAAGGCAGAUCAACCUGAUGUUGAUUUCCAGGAAUUAGUCAACGAGACGUUUUUAACAGUGGAUCAACAGCUCGCAGAAGCUCUUCAGCAAGGACGUUCCAGUGGAUGCACCGCCAUUAUGGCGUAUAUCAGGAAAGAAGGCGAUAAGCGUGUGCUUUACACAGGAAAUGUCGGUGAUGCUAGGGCUGUAUUGUGCCAUAAAGAUAAAGCAGUGCGACUUUCAUACGACCACAAAGGUAGUGAUCAUACAGAGGCGCAGAGGAUUUUAGACGUAGGCGGAUUUGUCAUGAACAACCGUGUUAAUGGAGUGCUGGCUGUCACACGUGCAUUGGGCGACAGCUCGAUGAAGGAGUUUAUUAUUGGAGCACCCUACACAACGAGGACAGAGAUUGGAGCUAAUAACCCAUACCUCAUUCUUGCAUGCGAUGGACUUUGGGAUGUCUGUACCGAUCAAGAGGCGGUUGAACUGAUCAAGGACGUAGUUUGUCCAACAAAAGCUAGUCGGGUACUGCUGGAUCAUGCUCUCCAAAAGUUCAGUACAGACAACAUCAGUGUGAUGGUGAUCAGGUUAAAUGUUUAA
This is a messenger RNA of Lobosporangium transversale, 861 nucleotides long. Its product is annotated as phosphatase 2C-like domain-containing protein. The transcript is spliced from 6 exons. Bases 1 to 861 code for a protein of 286 amino acids. Gene Ontology annotation, molecular function: protein serine/threonine phosphatase activity; cation binding. The record is from RefSeq and is a predicted model, not a curated record. NCBI's taxonomy places the organism in Eukaryota, Fungi, Mortierellomycota, Mortierellomycetes, Mortierellales, Mortierellaceae. Gene Ontology annotation, biological process: protein dephosphorylation.